Messenger RNA from Microcebus murinus (gray mouse lemur), 2636 nucleotides. The record is from RefSeq and is a predicted model, not a curated record. NCBI's taxonomy places the organism in Eukaryota, Metazoa, Chordata, Mammalia, Primates, Cheirogaleidae.
GGAAAAAGUAAUCCUGAUAGUAGAGAAAUGUGUUUGGGAAGAAGAUGUUCCAUUUUCUCUCUUGGUCUGCAUUUCUUUUGGAUCCUCUUGUUUCUCUGUGAUAAGUCGAGUCGGUGAGUGGAGCCCAGAGCUCCUGGUUUCGGAGCAGAGAACUGUUUCCACCUGUGUCCAGCGGGGCAGGUGCCACGGGCAGCGAGGAAGGCCCUGGAUUCCGGCUCAAGACAGGGCAGUGUGACAGAGUUGGGGUGAGCAUGAGACUAGGACCGGUCAGAACAGCUCUGAGGGUCACACUGGGUUGAGUGGGAGUCCUGGCGUUCCUGCCUUUGUGUCCCAGGAGCCUGGCAGUGAGGAAAGCUCUAGAUAAGACUCUGGGCUCCUGCACUGCACUGUGUGUGGAGGUGAGCUCUGAUGUGGGCCAGUGGGGAGUUGUCAUGUCCGCUUAUUUUCAGGCACUCUGGGGAAGGACACAGUGAUAUGUAGUGUUGUUUGGGAUGUCACUUUCAACUGGGAGGGUGACUUUUUUGCUAAAAUUCCUCCAAGUAUAACACUGAUAAUACAAAUUAAGCAGACACAGCCCCACUGUGAUGCAAUAAAUGCAAACUGUAGAGGUUGGAGGCUGUACCACCACCCAUGGCCGGGUCUUCGUGUGGGUGGUCCCAGCCCUUGGAAAAGCUGGAGGCCCUUCCGUCAUCUCUCUCCUGGGGGUCAUCAUAUCCCUCCUUGGGGUCGGCAGCACAGUAAACCCCCAGAAGCUGCAAAUGUGCUACAUUCCAUGGCAGAGGCGAAUGAAGGUAGCUAAUCAGCCGCCCCUAACAUUGAGGAGAAUAUCUUGACGUUUCCUAGUGAGCCCAGUGGGAUCGCAGGCCCUCAAAGGUAGAAGAGCAAGCGGAAACGAUGGCAGAGAGAGGCAGCACUGCUGGUCUCGCAGGGAGGAGGGUGUGCAGCCUCCGGGAGCUGGAAAAGGCGCAGCAGUGGAUUCUGCCCCCAGCAGUCCUUGAUCACUGCCCAGUGCCAGGCUUCUGUUCUGCAGGACUGUAAGGUCCCGCCCGACCUUCAGUCUGAUGCCCGUCCAGCCCCCCGACCGCCUGGAAUGGAAUGAGUCUAUGCACUCCCUCCGGAUCAGUGUGGGGGGCCUUCCUGUGCUGGCGUCCAUGACGAAGGCCGCGGACCCCCGCUUCCGCCCCCGCUGGAGGGUGAUCCUGCCAUCCUUCGUGGGCGCCGCCGUCCUCUGGCUGCUCUACUCCCACCGCCCGUCCCCAGGCAGGCCCCCCACCCACAACGCACACAACUGGAGGCUCAGCCAGGCACUCGCCGACCGGUACAAUGACACCUACCCCCUGUCUGCCCCCCAGAGGACGCCGGGGGGGAUUCGGUACCGGAUCGCGGUCAUUGCUGACCUGGACACAGAGUCACGGGCCCAAGAGGAGAACACCUGGUUCAGUUACCUGAAAAAGGGCUACCUGACCCUGUCAGACAGUGGGGACAAAGUGGCCGUGGAGUGGGACAGAGAACACAGGGUCCUGGAGUCCCACCUGGCGGAAAAGGGGAGGGGCAUGGAGCUCUCGGAUCUGAUCGUUUUCAAUGGGAAGCUCUACUCCGUGGACGACCGGACGGGGGUCGUCUACCAGAUCGAAGGCGCCAAGGCCGUGCCCUGGGUUAUCCUGUCUGACGGCGACGGGACGGUGGAGAAAGGCUUCAAGGCCGAGUGGCUGGCUGUGAAGGACGAGCAUUUGUACGUGGGCGGCCUGGGCAAGGAGUGGACCACCCCCACGGGGGACGUGGUGAACGAGAACCCGGAGUGGGUGAAGGUGGUGGGCCACAGAGGCAGCGUGGACCACGAGAACUGGGUGUCCGGCUACAACGCCCUGAGGGCCGCCGCUGGGAUCCGGCCGCCAGGCUACCUCAUCCACGAGUCCGCCUGCUGGAGCGACACGCUGCAGCGCUGGUUCUUCCUCCCGCGCCGGGCCAGCCACGAGCGCUACAGCGAGAAGGGCGACGAGCGCAAGGGCGCCAACCUCCUCCUGAGCGCCGCCCCGGACUUCAGCGACAUCUCCGUCAGCCACGUGGGGGAGGCGGUGCCCACGCACGGCUUCUCCUCCUUCAAGUUCAUCCCCAACACCGACGACCAGAUCAUCGUGGCCCUCAAGUCCGAAGAGGACAGUGGCAAAAUCGCCACCUACAUCAUGGCCUUCACGCUCGAUGGCCGCUUCCUCCUGCCGGAGACCGAGAUCGGGAGUGUGAAGUACGAAGGAAUAGAAUUUAUUUAAAUCGUGAAACUUAAGACGUUGACCGAGGCAGAGGGGUGGACCGUUUUAAGCUACGUCAGCACUCAAAUUUUAUAAAAACAAGAGAACUGCACUGUUUCUUUUUGGACCCGUGAGGUGCGUGCCUGGCUGAGAGAUGUCCAAAGUGGGGCCUUCAGUCCCGGCCCGGGAAGGGCGAGGUCCUGGACCCUCCGCGCCGUCUGGGGGCGCGGCCAGGGCGUGGCCCUGCGCUGCCACCUGGUGGUAAGAUCCAUCACUGCAGGCGUCUUGAUCGGACGGCCUUUGGAAUUCGGCCUCACCCUCCUCCAUCCGACCUCCCUUUCUUUUCUUCCCAUUUGUUCUUUUGUUCAAUAAAAUUCCAGGAGCUCCUGC